AUGGCUCCUGGAAUCCUGGUCAAUGGUUUCCAUGACAGUACUACACCAUCCUCGACGCUUCCCACGCGCCGACGCCCGUAUCCCCACGAAGGCCUCCGGUUCGAUCCCAAACUUAAACCCAAAUCGUAUCGCAUGACCGGCACCUCACCGGACUCAAAGAUCCUGUUCCUGGAUGUGAAUAUUCUCGACUCGACAGGCAAUGAUCCGUAUCGUGGUGAUGUAUUGAUUCACGGGGAGCGCAUUGUCUCGGUUGGGCUAGUCCCCGAUGUUGAAGCGCUUCGCCAUGACCCGAAGGUCCGUGUCGUCCAAGGUCGUGGACGUACUUUCAUGUCUGGUCUCGGGGAUGCCCAUACACAUUGGACUUGGAACAAUAUCGCUCUUGAGCUACUGGGUGACAUUGGCGUCGAGGAGCACACUCUGAUUACAGCACGCUCGGCACUUUGUUACCUGGACUCCGGAUACACCAUGUGCUAUGGCGCCGCCUCUGCCAAAGAUCGUCUGGACUGCGUCGUUCGAGAUGCUAUCAAUCGCGGAACCUUGCCCGGGCCGAGACUUCUGGCAAAUGGCAGGGAGAUCGCCAAGCGAGAGGGUGAGCUUGCGGCGGGAAUUACUGCAUUUGCUGAGGGGCCACUGGAGAUGCGAGAGGUGAUCAGACAUCAUGCUAAAAUCGGUGUCGAUCAAAUCAAAUUGAGUAUGUCAGGUGAGGCCAUCACCGAAACUGUUUCGGCCGAGGAAUGUUUCUUUACCGAUGAGGAAACAGCCGCUUGUGUGGAUGAAGCUCAUCGCAAUGGGAUCAGGGUUUGCUCUCAUGCACGGGCGAGAGACUCGGUCAUCCAAUGUGCUAGACACGGUGUGGACGUCAUUUACCAUGCGUCCUAUACCGAUGAAGAGGGUAUGCAGAUACUCGAAAAGGUCAAGGACCGGGUUGUUGUUGCCCCUGCGCUCAACUGGCUCUAUGCUACCGUUUACGAGGCGGAACCCUUUGGGUAUUCCAUGGAGAAGGCUGAGCAAGUCGGAUACCGGAGAGAGCUGGAGACAGCUAUCAAGGCAUUGAAGGAGAUGCACAAGCGGGGGAUUACUGUCCUUCCAGGAGGUGACUAUGGCUUUGCCUGGUGUCCUCAUGGGACGUACGCUCGGGAUCUUGAGCACUUUGUGAAACUAUUGGACUUUACGCCGAUGGAAUCCAUUGUCGCUGCGACAGCUGGGAUAGCCAAGCUAUUUAUGCAGGAGGACGAGCUGGGAAAGGUACUUCCUGGGUAUUAUGCCGACUGCAUCCUGGUCGAUGGUGAUCCUCUGAAAGACAUCGCGGUGCUUCAGGACCACUCGAAGCUGGAUGUGAUUAUGAUUAACGGCCGUAUCCACAAAGCUCAGCCGACAGAGUUCCUUAAUACCUCUGCAGUUCCUCCAUCAUUGCAAGAGAAGAAGAGCUACUUCAAUUUCGUAGCCUUUGAAGAUGAGUUGGGACGAUCUCGCAUUGGCCACCUCGACCUUGGUGACUCCACAAUCCAGCCGUUGACAAUGGCUUCCGGCUCUCCCCUUGCCAGUCUGAGCCAGGUCAUUGAACUGGGCGACGAGGGGGUUGUCCGCGCCGCGGAAGCUCCAUUCCCGCUGAGCUCAGUGAAGCUGUUGCCGCCGCUCGCAGAUCGAGAUGUUCUCUGUAUUGGCGAGAACUACCGCAAGCAUAUCAAGGAAUACCGGGAAAGUGGCUUUGCUGCUGCUGAUAACAAAGUCACUGAUAGUCCCCAAGUCCCAACUGUCUUCACCAAGCGCAGUACUAGCAUCACUGCUAGUGGAACAGACAUCUAUCCCCACCCUGGAUUUACUCAAACGAUGGACUACGAAGGUGAACUGGGAGUCAUCAUCGGAAAAGCAGGCUUCUCUAUCAAGGAGAAAGAUGCCAUGGAUUAUAUCUGGGGCUAUACGAUCAUAAAUGAUCUAUCCGCCCGUGAGAGACAGCGAGACCACCGCCAAUACUUUAUGGGAAAAUCGCCGGACACCUUCUGUCCUAUGGGACCGGUUGCUGUUGAAGCUGCAGCGUUAUCAGGAGAAAUUCGAGUACAAACUCAUGUCAAUGGUGAAAAGCGUCAAGAUGGCACCACAGCCGACCUGAUUUUCUCCAUCCCUAAAUUGAUUGAGACGGUAUCUAGUGGCAUCACCAUUCAGCCGGGCGAUGUAAUCGCAACAGGCACUCCACACGGCGUUGGAGUUGGCCACCAUCCGCCGAAGUUCCUUAAGCCAGGCGACUUGGUCGAGGUGAGCGUCACUGGCCUUGGAAAGCUUUCCAAUCGUAUCGCGGAUCCCGGUAGCAAGAACCCUACUAUCGAUCGUGUCCUCCAAAAGCCUUCGAGUAUCCCAACUUAUAACCUUGAUCGGACUUGGGGCGGUGUUGGGUUAACCAAAGUCGGACCCGACCAUUAUAUCAACGUCCGAGAAUUGGGAUCCCAAAGCCCCGAUGCAGAAACGAUCGUUUUCAUCCACGGCCUUGGUGCCAACCUGGAAUACUACGCGCCGCUUGUCCAAGCCGCAGGACUAGAAAGGACACGGCGCUACGCCCGCCCGAGCGUCCUCAACUGCUACCUUGCAGACCUUCGCCAGAGACCUUGA
Aspergillus oryzae RIB40 is the source of this 2604-nucleotide messenger RNA. RefSeq lists its product as uncharacterized. The record is from RefSeq and is a predicted model, not a curated record. The coding region runs from base 1 to 2604 and encodes 867 amino acids. Lineage: Eukaryota; Fungi; Ascomycota; Eurotiomycetes; Eurotiales; Aspergillaceae. The transcript is spliced from 6 exons. Gene Ontology annotation, molecular function: hydrolase activity, acting on carbon-nitrogen (but not peptide) bonds; acetylpyruvate hydrolase activity.